Molecule: messenger RNA, 588 nt
Organism: Ilex paraguariensis (yerba mate)
Lineage: Eukaryota; Viridiplantae; Streptophyta; Magnoliopsida; Aquifoliales; Aquifoliaceae
Source: the annotation of a GenBank genome assembly
AUGAUGUUAGCCGAUGGAUUGUGCUACAGAUUGGCCGAGUUCGUCUUGGAUGUUGGCGAUUACGACGAGUACCCCAUGAUCGGCGAAAAGACGAGCGGUGGCUUCGCCGAUGCCGCUUGCUCCGCCGGUGACUAUGGCUACUUUGCCUUAAGAAAACCACCCAAGAGUAAUGCUACGCUAAAUCACGUCUUCUCAAGAUGUUCAACUGUGAAGAAGCUGUUUGAUGGGUAUGAUGAUUUAGUCACUAGGUUCAACUCUUUCCUAUUGACGAAGAAGAAGCCUGUCGUCGCUUUGUCGGAGGCGUACAAUAGCACGGUAGAAUAUCAAACUCCGACUUCAUCGUGGACGACACAGAUCGAGUUUGUAAAAAAGGUUCAAAAGCAUUUCGAAGACGAUGUUCGGAGAAAUAAAUCGUUUCUUGAUGCUUUGGGUAUGUGGCGAUUUGGGGACAGGGUCAUUGAUCAGCUCAAUCAAGAGGUUGCUGGUGUGUUUAAAGAGCUCCCAGAUAUGUACAUGGAGUUCAAGGGGUUUUAUGGUGAUUUUUCAGAGGAGAAAUCGACUGAUAGGGAGCGAAUUGACAAGAAUUAA